Messenger RNA from Vespula vulgaris, 2080 nucleotides. RefSeq names its product maltase 1-like. NCBI's taxonomy places the organism in Eukaryota, Metazoa, Arthropoda, Insecta, Hymenoptera, Vespidae. Gene Ontology annotation, biological process: carbohydrate metabolic process. Bases 31 to 1758 code for a protein of 575 amino acids. The record is from RefSeq and is a predicted model, not a curated record. The transcript is spliced from 8 exons.
AUCAUCGGAUUUUGAAAUACAGAGACGAAAAUGUUACGCGAAUUUUUAUUUUGUACUAUCUUGCUCGCUACUGGUUUCGUCCAUGGCGAGAUCAAAAAUAAGGGAUGGUGGAAGAAUGCCGUGUUCUAUCAAAUUUAUCCACGGAGUUUCAUGGACUCAGGUAACGAUGGAGUCGGUGAUUUGAAAGGUAUUACAUCGAAAUUGGAACAUUUCGUCGAUGCUGGAGUUCGAGGAAUAUGGCUUUCACCUAUUUAUGCGAGUCCAAUGGUAGAUUUUGGUUACGACAUAUCUGAUUUCAAAGCUAUACAUCCAGAGUUUGGUACGAUGAAAGAUUUCGAGACAUUGGUGGCGAAAUCGAAAAAACUUGGAUUAAAAGUAGUUCUCGAUCUCGUACCAAAUCAUACAUCCGACAAGCACGAGUGGUUCCAAAAGUAUCUCGCCGGGGAGAAAAAAUAUAAGGAUUAUUAUAUUUGGAGAAAGGGACGAAAGAAUGAUGGAGUGACGCCACCGAACAAUUGGAUCAGUGUGUUCAGUGGUCCUGCGUGGACGUACAAUGCAACCUUAAAGGAAUGGUAUUUCCAUCAAUUCGAGUAUAGGCAACCAGACUUGAAUUACAAUAAUCCAAAAGUUCGAGCCGAGAUGGAAGACGUCAUUCGAUUUUGGCUACGUAAAGGCGUAGACGGUUUUCGUAUAGAUGCCGUUCCACACCUCUACGAGAGAAAUGAUCUCCUUGAUGAACCCAGAAGUUCCGAUCCAAGCGCUACGACUCGUGAUUACACUUACUUGGAUCAUAUUUAUACCAAAGAUGAUCCUCGAACCUAUGAACUUGUAAGAAGCUGGAGAAAGGUUCUUGAUGAGUAUUCCGAUGCCAAUAACGAGGAUGAGAAGGUGAUGAUGACCGAAGCUUAUACUUCUCUAGAAAAUACUACGAAAUAUUACGAGUACGGUUCUCACAUACCAUUCAAUUUCAAACUGAUCACCGACGUGAAUCAGAAUUCGAGCGCUUCCGAUUUUAAGAGAAUCAUUGAAGCGUGGAUGGCUCACACUCCGAGCACUGCUAGUGCCAAUUGGGUGUUAGGAAAUCACGAUCGAAGUCGUACUGCAUCACGUUAUCCAAAAAGAGAUUUUCAAAUGACUAUGCUACCGAUGAUCUUACCUGGCGUGGCCGUAACUUAUUAUGGAGAAGAAAUCGGAAUGGUUGACAAAAGUGACAUAUCUUGGGAGGACACGCAAGAUCCUCAAGCUUGUAACGCCGGGAAGAAUAAAUAUAAAAGUCAAUCUCGUGAUCCAAAUCGCACUCCUUUCCAGUGGGACAGUAGUAAAAAUGCGGGAUUCAGCAAAGGUAAUCGAACGUGGCUUCCGGUUCAUGAAAAUUAUAAAUUAUUGAAUUUGGAAAAUCAAAAGAGCAGCAUACAGCAAACACUUUAUAAGGCAUAUCGAUCUUUGAUUCAAUUGCGCAAUUCGUCCCGCGCCCUUCAGGAAGGAAAUCUGAAAAUUAAGGUGCUGAAAUUGCAGACACAUUUUUGUAACAACUGUGAAAUAUUAGCAAUCAGUCGAGAAGUUCCCGGAGAGACAGUGACUCUUUUUAUGAGUUUCUCUCCAGUGGUUAGCCUUCUCGUAGACUUGAAAAAACACAUGACACUUUACAAGAAUACUUACGUCGAAGUCUGCCCCUUUUUUACCGCGAGACAUGUACCGCGUUUCUUGCAAGUAGUCCUUCCACCUUGGCAGGGCUUUGUCGUAUCAUCUAGAAAUUAGAUUCAUAUUCGACAAAUGACAAUAGGAUUUGGAAAUAUAGUGGAAGAUUUUACAUAAAUUCUAGUAAUUUUCAUGAUGCGAUUUUAUCUAAUAUUUUUUUAAUUUUGUAAUCGAAUUGGAAUCCAUUCACCUUCCGCUUGAAGCAUGUGUGAUUGCAAUGCCGAAUAUAGAUAAAAUGUAAUUUUUUUUAAUAUCUAUAUUUUGUUGAAUUUAGAGAAUAUUAAGAAGUAUAGGUAGCAAUGGAAAAUAUGCAUUUAAUUAAAUUUCAUGUAAAUUUCCUGUAAAAAAGAAAGAAAAGAAUAAAAUUUCAAAAUACAUUUAA